AUGUCGCAAGAUACUGGGCUGUUCAGUAUCAAGCGCACCCGAGAGACCCUCGGGAGCGUUCAAAACUAUUCUUCAAUCCCUCAACCGUCAUCGGCCAUGAAGCGCACUAGCUCCAUCGGUUUCAAUAACCCCCCGUUUACUUCACAACAUACCCGAUCGACUUCCCUUAUGAAUUCCGCAGCCCGACCUCAGCAACCGAACUUCAGCCGCGCCUCAUCGGUUGGAACAUUUGGCGCCGAUGCUGGCCUCUCGUCUGUACGCCGAUCCGUGUCGAGUAAUAUGUUCCAUGGGGCAAGUGCGGGUCGACAAAGCUAUGCGCCAGGCUCGCUUUCAUCAAAUCCUGCAUCGCAGCAGAACCUGCAGCGCCGAAGCAGUGUAUUUUCACGACCCUCCAUGGGCGGACCUAUGGGCCACCAAUCUUUCUUCAAUCAGGUCCCGGCCGUGGCUGGUGUGCCUCGGGAUCCGCGACCCCUUCGUGAUCGAUCCUUCCAAGCGCGUAUUGGGCAAGAGCUAUUAGAGUAUUUGACUCAUAACAACUUCGAGUUGGAGAUGAAGCAUUCUUUGGGCCAGAACACACUGCGUUCGCCUACCCAGAAAGAUUUUAACUACAUUUUCCAGUUCUUGUAUCAUCGCAUUGAUCCCGGCUACAAGUUCCUGAAAAGCAUGGACGCCGAAGUCCCUCCUAUUCUCAAACAACUGCGAUACCCCUUUGAAAAAGGCAUCACCAAAUCUCAAAUUGCGGCCGUUGGUGGCCAGAACUGGUCCACCUUUCUGGGAAUGCUACACUGGCUGAUGCAAUUGGCACAAUUAAUGCAGCGCUUUAGUAGUGGAGAGUAUGAUGACGCAUGCGCGGAGGCCGGGGUUGAUGUCACUGGUGACCGUAUCAUCUUUCGCUUCCUCACUGGUGCCUACCAUGACUGGCUCCAGGGGGGCGAAGACGAAGAUGAUGAGAUGGCGGAGCAGAGAUUGAUUCCGCACAUUGAGCACAUGUCGCAAGAGUUUGCUCAUGGGAAUGAGAAAUAUGUGCAGCAUAUGGAAACCUUGGAGGCCGAAAAUCAGGCCCUGCGCGAGCAGAUUGAAGAAAUGGAGAAAAAUGUGCCGGACAUGGCCAAGAUUGAUAAGCAUUUCCGCAUAAUGGAGGAUGACAAGAGGAAAUUUGAAGAUUACAACCAGAAUGUUAAGGGAAAGAUUGACAAGUACGAAACGCGCAUCAAGAUCCUCGACACAGAAAUCCAGAAGACCGACGCCGAUCUUCAAACAGCUGAGGCUGAGCGGGCCAAUCUCCAGGCCAGUGUCGACCAACAGGGCAUCACUAUCCAAGAUAUUGAUCGCAUGAACACAGAACGUGAACGUCUUCAAAAAAGUCUCGAGGAUACCAUGGCCCGCCUCAAAGAAAUCCACGGUCGUGUCAUGGAGAAGGAAGCCGAGGCUAGCCAAAAACUCGAGGACCUGGAGCAGAUUGUUAAAGAGUACAAUACCCUUGGGUAUCAGACCAGCCUGAUCCCGUCAUCCGCCGAGAACGCCAAGGGUCAAGACUUCGAGCUUGGUCUCAACGUCAACGAAAACAAUUUCUCCGCGAGUCAGAUCGGAGGUGUCCCGAACCGGAUUUCAUCCGACGGCGAUCGCCUCUUGGCAGAGCCCUAUACCGGUUACCACCCGGCGCAUUUGCUCAAUCUAGACCUACGGGGGUCUGUCCGCAAUAGUUUACAGUCUCUCCGGAAGGAAAUCAAUGAGCGCCGCAAGCGUGCCAUUGACGACGAUCUGGACCGCCGCAAUCUACUCGACAACAUUAAGGAGGCAAUGGAUGAGAAGCAAAGUGAGGUUGAGGCCUUGGAACACCGACAUCGGGCGGCUAAGGAGGAAUUUGAACGGACCAAGGAGAUCACCACCACUCAAAAGACGGCUUCAGACGCCCAGAUCGAGAAGAUGGAGAUGGAGCUUGCCAAGAUGCGCGCCACGUUGAGUGACAGUGUCCAAUUGAUGGAGCAGCGUGAGAUGAACACCAACAUCGAGUACGAGCAGCUGACACUCCGGGCGAAUGCCCUCCGUGAAGAGCUCCAUACCAACGUGGAGACAAUGCUCAACGAUGUCAUUCGUUUCAAGGUCCAUGUUCAGAAGGGCCUCGAGGACUAUGAGAGUUUUGUAGUGGAUGAGGUGGAGCAGGAAUUGGGUGGCGAUUUGCCCAUGGCUGAGGACGAGGAAGAAUUAUGA
Penicillium macrosclerotiorum is the source of this 2211-nucleotide messenger RNA. Its product is annotated as kinetochore-associated Ndc80 complex subunit NDC80. NCBI's taxonomy places the organism in Eukaryota, Fungi, Ascomycota, Eurotiomycetes, Eurotiales, Aspergillaceae. Gene Ontology annotation, cellular component: Ndc80 complex. Gene Ontology annotation, biological process: attachment of mitotic spindle microtubules to kinetochore. Bases 1 to 2211 code for a protein of 736 amino acids. The record is from RefSeq and is a predicted model, not a curated record. The transcript is spliced from 2 exons.